Schistosoma mattheei is the source of this 926-nucleotide messenger RNA. NCBI's taxonomy places the organism in Eukaryota, Metazoa, Platyhelminthes, Trematoda, Strigeidida, Schistosomatidae. The record is from the annotation of a GenBank genome assembly.
AUAUAAUCCUGUUCAUUUUUCAAUAUCAUGGUUUUACAAGAAGAUGAAGAUUAUGUGAAUUUUCAACCUAGUGGAACACAUAUAAAAAAAAUAAUCGAACCAGAAUGCACAGAGGAAGACCAAAAAGAAAAUAAAAAGGCUGGAAGAUGGAAUACCGUUCGUAAACUUGUGACCAGUGCAAGUCAACAUAUUAAUAGUUCACAAAUGUUGAGGUUAUCUAGCAUUUUCUCUAUAUUAGCUCAACGUCAUAAAAAUGUUAUUACAGCUGGUGAUAUACUGCUCGUUAUGAGAGCAUUAGGUGAUGCAUUAACAGAAGCUGAACUACAAGAUUUGAUCUUUGAGUUAGAUGUUGAUCGAGAUGGGAAAUUAGAUUUUUCAGAACUGUGCGCUUUUGUUGUUGAACGAAUAUACAAGAAGAAAUUAGAUCAUGAUUUUGAAGAAUUAUUUCGAAUACUAGAUCAAGAUGGUGAUGGAACACUAUCAAAAGAUGAUUUACGCAGUAUUUUACGCUAUUUUGAACUGGACUUCAGCGAUGAAAUAAUUGAUGAUAUUGUGAAAGAAAUUACUGGGUCUGAAAAUAACCUUAUUACCUAUUCAGUUUGUACUGAAAAUAAUGUUGACAAGUCUUUGUCAUUUACUGCGUCUUAGUUGCAUGUACCUCUGAUAUCUCACAAUUGAGAAAUGCAAUAUGUGCAGAAAUAAUUGGUCUGAAGAUAGAGCUAAUUACAGAACGGUAACAACUACUUUAAAGUUAAGAGUUACUGAAUAUGUGUUUUGUCCAAUCCAGUAGUGUAGCCAUCUACUCAAUGUACGGGCGCAAUCAAGUUUCUCUAUGGCGAUGACGUCACUCAAGUGUUGAGUUAAAAUCUACUUACUUUAUUUAGCAAUUCUACAGUGAAACGCAGUCAUCUGUUUAUGGUGCUGAC